Messenger RNA from Diachasma alloeum, 4362 nucleotides. RefSeq lists its product as uncharacterized. The record is from RefSeq and is a predicted model, not a curated record. Gene Ontology annotation, biological process: DNA integration. The transcript has 2 exons. Bases 1 to 3996 code for a protein of 1331 amino acids. Gene Ontology annotation, molecular function: nucleic acid binding. Lineage: Eukaryota; Metazoa; Arthropoda; Insecta; Hymenoptera; Braconidae.
AUGGCAUCAUUUGAGGCGACCAUUAGCCUGAAUAACUCUCGGGCAGCCUUCAUCGAACGCGUUUACAAGGAGCUGCUCAUAGAAGAGGCGAAAAGCCUCACAAUCUCCAAUCUCCAGGGUUCAUCUUGUCGGUCUCUCACGCUCUGGAGAAAGACACAGCUACGAAUAUCGGGGAUUGGAGACACGGCAUCUGGGCCGGCAUUAGGCAAGGUUCGGCUCACAAUACAGUCCACUUGCUCUCACUUUCAGCUCAGAGUUUCUGCCUAUGCUCUCGGCCAGCCCACAACCUCAUUACCGACAUUCUCACCAAGUCAACUCACAUGGGAUCAUCUGGAAGGACUCCAGCUCGCUGAUCCCGAUUUUCUCACACCAGCACCAAUUGACAUCCUUCUUGGCGCUGAUGUCUAUGGACAACUCAUCUUACCACAAGUCAUCACCAACGGACCAAACUCACCAUCGGCUCAGCUCACGCGACUUGGAUGGAUCGUAUUCGGACCAACGGAAGGUCCUGAUACUACUCAAGUAGCAACUUCUCAUCUAACGGUCACCAACGAGGAUCUCAACGAACUGCUCACCAAAUUCUGGAUCCAGGAAGAGAUCCCUGGGACACCAGAGGUUCAGCUCAACGAGGAGGAAGCGCAGUGUGAAGAACACUUUCAACGGACCCACUCACGAGAUGCAUCUGGCCGCUACAUCGUUCGGAUACCGCUCAAAUCUCCAGUUUCCUCGCUAGGAGAUUCACGAUCGUCUGCACUCGCUUGCCUCCAUCGUCUGCUCAGGAAACUCUCACGUGAUGAGGUUUAUCGUCAGCUCUACACGGACUUCCUCAGGGAAUAUGAAGAGCUCGGCCACAUGCGUCGAGUCUCCGGACAGCUCGCUAGAUCAGCUCAUCAGCGCCAGCUCAAUGGGGGGGGGGGGACGGGCACCGAAAUGACCUUAGCACAUGAGGUCUCGGCUUCAGGAGGGUUGAGGGUUUCGGGCCGUCCGUGUUCUUCUCGGGCUGACGCUCCUCCGGAAUAUUUCUUCCCUCAUCACGGAGUUCUCAGGGCGAGCAGUGAGACAACGAAGCUCAGAGUUGUUUUCAACGGCUCCAACAAGACCAGCUCAGGACAAUCGUUGAACGAGAUUAUGCACACGGGUGAGAAGUUGCAGAAGGAUAUCUCGGAUGUACUUCUCUUUUCUCGGCGGAAACGGCUCAUUUUCAUGACGGACAUAACCAAGAUGUUUCGUCAAAUUCGGGUACAUCCGGAAGAUUGGCCACUCCAACAAAUACUCUGGACCGACUCAAACGGAGAUAUCGCCACCUAUCAACUCACCACGGUCACAUAUGGCACUAGGUCAGCUCCGUUCCUCUCAAUGCGUGUUCUUCAUCAGCUCGUUGAGGAUGAAGGAUCGAACUAUCCUCUCGCUGUGGAACCGCUCAUGAAAGGACGAUAUGUUGACGAUAUCUGCGGGGGUGCUGACUCAGAUGAAGAGCUACUCAGGACCGCUCAUCAGGUGACACAGCUCUGUCGGUCAGGAGGCUUUCCGCUAGCCAAAUGGCACUCAAAUAGCCCAGCUCUACUCACAUCUCUUCAACCUGACAGCACCUCUCAAGAACAACGAUUCAUAGAGGACUCGCUCACCAAGAUUCUAGGGGUUUCUUGGCAUCCUGGAACGGACAACUUCAAGUUCUCCGUCACUCAGCCUGAGACCAGCUCAAUAACGAAGAGAAUCAUUUUAUCGGAAACGGCUCAACUCUUCGAUCCACUGGGUUUCCUAGCGCCAGUGGUCAUACGAGCGAAGAUAUUGCUCCAGGCUCUAUGGAUCGAGAAACUGGGAUGGGACGAACCAGUUUCCCAGACAACUGCUCAACGAUGGAGCCAAUUCAGGGAGGAGCUCACACAGUUAUCAGAGAUCACCAUACCUCGGUGGCUUGGACUGCUCACGGAUUCCGUCGUCGAAGUACACGGUUUUUCCGACGCAUCACAAGUGGCGAUGUCAGCCGUGAUCUAUCUCAAGGUUCUCAACAAGGGAAAAUCACAACUCACAUUGGUUUGCUCAAAAACGAAGGUCGCACCGCUCAAACGGCUGACAAUCCCACGACUAGAACUCACUGCGGCUCUCCUCCUGGCCAAACUGACUAAGUACGUCAAGGACCAACUCAAUCUCACGAACGCCACCACCUAUCUCUGGACCGACUCAUCGGUCACGCUCACGUGGAUCAGCUCACACUCCUCAAGAUGGAAGGAGUUCGUGAAAAAUCGGGUGGCACUCAUCCAGGAGCUCACUCAGCAGGCUCAUUGGAGAUUGGUACCGGGCAAGGAGAAUCCUGCAGACUGUGCAUCUCGAGGUCUAUCAGCGCACCAACUGGUAUCUCAUAAGCUCUGGUGGAAAGGGCCACCAUGGCUUCAUCAAGACUGCUCAUCAUGGCCAACUCACGCUCUGGAAAAAGACCUCAGCGCAGACCUCGAGGAAAAGCCAGGAGUUCUCCUACAUGUAAAAGCUCAUCCAAUCGCGCUCUGGAAUCUCGUCGACAGAUUCUCAUCAUUCAACCGACUGCUCAGGGUCACAGCAAUCUGUCGACGAUUCAUAGCUCGGCUCAGGAAAACCCCCAACUCUUCUCUUCGAUACCCGCUCACUCUUGGUGAUCUUGAAGAGGCUCGCAUCCUCUGGAUCAAACUCACGCAGGCAGCUCACUUCAAGGAUCAACUCAGAGCGAUCUCACGAGGGGAAAGGUUCAGCAAAUCCCACCCCCUCACCAAGCUCACACCCUUCAUCGAUCGCCAAGGGGUAUUGAGGAUAGGAGGACGGCUCAAGUUUGCUCACAUAGGCCCGGAGAGCCGGAACCAAGUGAUUAUUCCGAAGGAAUCUCAACUGGCUCAGCUACUCAUCGGACAGGCUCAUCUAAGGACACUCCACGGAGGCACACAGCUCACCCUCAGGCAGCUCAGAAGUAGCUACUGGAUACUCGGAGGUCGAGCACCAGUACGCUCCUUCAUCCUCAAGUGCGUUAACUGCACUCGCCAACGUGGAGUACGCGCUCAACAGCUCAUGGGCCAGUUGCCACCAGCCAGACUCACUCCCGCUCGAGCCUUUCUCAACACUGGGAUCGACUAUGCCGGCCCAGUGUCUCUACGGUCCUGGAAAGGGCGGGGACACAAGUCGUACAAAGGCUGGUUGGCUAUCUUUGUCUGCAUGACCACCUCAGCGGUCCAUCUCGAGGUCGUGUCAGACUACUCAGCCGAGGGGUUCAUCGCGGCGUAUAGACGCUUUUCAAGUCGGCGUGGGAUCGCUCAUUCCUUGUUCAGUGACUGUGGGACCAAUUUCCUUGGCGCUGACAAGGAACUAAAGAAGCUCUUCUCGUCAGGAUCAGCUCAAUCAAGACAGCUCGCACAGCUCCUCAUCAAUGAUGGGACUCAGUGGUCCUUCAAUCCUCCAGGUGCUCCGCACUUUGGAGGGAAAUGGGAAGCGGCGGUGAAGUCGGUGAAGUUCCAUCUCACCCGGACGAUCGGAGAGGAUCUGCUCACUUUUGAGGAACUCACCACUUUGCUCGCUCAAAUCGAGGCAGUGCUCAACUCACGACCACUGGAACCGCUCACGGAUGAUCCUGAUGACUGUUCAGCCUUGACACCAGGGCAUUUUCUCAUCGGUCAGGCUCCCACGACUCUUCCAGAGCCAUCUUUAGAGCAACUCAACGUCUCAAGGCUCUCUAGAUGGCAGCUCAUUCAGCAGAAGCUUCAAGGAUUCUGGAAGAGGUGGUCCACGGGAUAUCUCCAACGUCUUCAAGCGAUAUCCAAGUGGCACCAUCCGACUCAUCAGAUACGGAUCGGCUCACUGGUUCUACUCACGGACGAGAGAUUCCCGCCAGCGAAGUGGCCUCUCGCCCGAGUGACCGCUCUGCACCCAGGAUCGGACGGACUCACCAGGGUAGUCACCAUCAGGACUGCUCAGACGACGCUGACGAGGCCAAUCGCCAAGCUCGUCCUCUUGCCCAUCUCACCUUCAGGGGAAUAGAACCAGGACAGCUCACCGGCUUCUCACCGUUGGACUUCGUCAACUUCGACGGAUUUACGACCCUGACCAACCGACGGGGUUCAACGUGAGAAUGACAGCAGCCAAAGCAGAAGGGAUUUACGACCCCCGACGUCUAGGAUGCUGCCAUGCCUAGCCAGCGCACCUUCCGGACGGUCUCACGGACUCACUCAUGGGUGACAAGCUCCGACAGCUCACCAAAGAGCGUUUUGAAUUUUGUUUUUUGUUUCAGCUCACCAUGGCUCUACUCAUUAUGGUUGCGUCAACAACUUUACAGUUGCCGACGGCCGGGGAGAAUGUUGGAAAUCCUGUCAGCUGACAGGUCCCUCACACUAACGCACGCAAGGC